UGCCGGGGGGAGGUGAGGGGGCAGGUGACAUGGCUCCUCUCGCUGCCUCCUCCCCCAUAAUUGAAGCUUUUGCUGCGUUCCGGGGAGGGUCCCUCCCGACCCCGCUGUUGUGCAACAGCGCACGGCUAUAAAGCGGAAGGCCUGCCUGCCCAGCGCCGCACUCUCCCUCUGGCUGCGUGCGCCUCUCUGCCUCUGCUACAGCUGCUCCAGAGCCUCCUCCUCUGCCGCCACCGCCGCCACCAUGCACGACCAUGAAAGCUGCACCUCCAUCAUCAACCUGCGCUACCGCGAAGGCAGCGAGGGCAGCCGCACCAACCCCGCCAACUUCAAGCACCAGGACUUUGAGCAGCUGAGGGACAGCUGCCUCCGGAGGAGGACGCAGUUCGUGGACCGGCACUUCCCGCCGCAGAACCGCUCGCUGGGGGACCUGGGGAUGAGCCGCGCUCAGCUCAACGCCGUGGAGUGGCUCCGCCCCUCGGAGAUCCUGAAGGCCAACCACGUGUCGGGCGAGCCCGUCUUCUUCUCCGCUGGAGCCUCGCACUACGACUUUGCUCAAGGGAACGUGUAUAACUGCUGGUUCCUGGCAGCCGUGGGGACCCUGACGUCCCAGAAGAGCCUGAUGGCCCAGGUGGUGCCCCUGGAGCAGACCUUCAACAACAACCCAGGGAUAUUCCACUUCAGGUUCUGGAGGUACGGCAAGUGGGUGGACGUCGUCGUGGACGACCACCUCCCGACCAUCAACAAGCGCCUGAUCUCGGUGCAGCCCAAAGACGUGCGCGAGUUCUGGGCGCCGCUGCUGGAGAAGGCCUACGCCAAGGUGUGCGGCUCAUAUGCCGACACCAACGCCGGGAACCCCACCGAGGCCUGCAAGGACUUCAGCGGAGGAGUUCACAAGACCUUCGAGCUGCGCAAGGGCCAGGAGGAGCAGGUGUGGACGGCUCUGGAGCGAGCCAUCAGCUGCCAGUCGCUCAUCUGCUGCGCCAUCGACCGCACCGGGAGCGGGAUGACGAACAGCGUGUUGAACACGGGACUGGUGGAAGGACACGCCUACUCCCUCACCGGCAUCACUGAGGUGGAUUACUACGGCUCCAAGGUGAAGCUGGUCCGAGCCCUCAACCCCUGGGGAGGACAGGAGUGGAACGGGAAGUGGAGCGACAAGUCCUCCGUGUGGGACAGAGUGAGUCAGCAGGACCGGGCCAAGUUCCUGGAGCGUGAGGAUGGAGAGUUCUGGAUCGAGCUGUCCGACUUCGACAGGCACUUCAGCAUCGUGACCGCCACCUGCGAGAACCCCAACUUCAUCGACGGGGACACCAAGGCCCAGUGGCAGUGCAUGAUCUACGACGGCAACUGGGUGGCGGGGCGCUCGGCCGGGGGGAGCCCCAGCAACUCCACCUACUCGGACAACCCUCAGUACCGGCUCACGGUCAAGGACACCCGGGACGCUGCCGACGACAUGAACAUCGUCAUCUCCUUGAUGCAGGUGCCGCAGCAGCAGCGCCGCAAUGACGCCAGGUUCCACCCCAUUGGAACCGCCGUCUACAAGGUCCCAGCUGGGGUGAGCUCCUCCUCUCCUCCCCUCCCUCUGUAA
Synchiropus splendidus (mandarinfish) is the source of this 1588-nucleotide messenger RNA. RefSeq names its product calpain-2 catalytic subunit-like. The coding region runs from base 242 to 1588 and encodes 448 amino acids. Gene Ontology annotation, cellular component: cytoplasm. NCBI's taxonomy places the organism in Eukaryota, Metazoa, Chordata, Actinopteri, Syngnathiformes, Callionymidae. The transcript has 11 exons. The record is from RefSeq and is a predicted model, not a curated record. Gene Ontology annotation, biological process: proteolysis. Gene Ontology annotation, molecular function: calcium-dependent cysteine-type endopeptidase activity.